AUGGAGCUAGAUCGAUGUUUGGAGCAGCUAUAUAAAGGCCAAUUAUUGCCAGAAGAAACAUUGAGGGCACUAUGUUUCAAAAUGAAGGAGAGAUUGGUGAAAGAAUCGAAUGUUUUGCAUAUAAACACGCCUGUCACGGUUGUCGGUGAUAUCCACGGACAGUUCCAUGAUUUAUUGGAAAUUUUCCAAAUUGGAGGCCCUGUACCAGAUAGUAACUACUUAUUCUUAGGUGAUUACGUCGAUCGGGGUCUGUACAGUGUGGAGACCAUGACACUUUUGAUAGUUUUGAAGUUAAGAUGGCCAGAAAGAGUGCAUCUGAUACGUGGGAAUCAUGAAUCGCGACAGAUCACACAAAGCUAUGGGUUUUACAGCGAAUGUUUGAACAAGUAUGGUGGAUCAAGCAAAGUGUGGCAUUAUUUCACGGAUUUGUUCGAUUAUUUGGUGCUGUGUUGUAUCAUAGACAAUGAAAUAUUCUGCGUGCACGGAGGGCUAUCGCCGAACGUGCAGACUUUGGAUCAAAUCAGAAUCAUCGAUCGCAUUCGUGAAAUACCGCACGACGGUGCAAUGGCAGACCUUGUAUGGUCCGAUCCGGAGGACGAUGCAGAAGGUCGCGAGCAUUUUCAAGUCUCGCCGCGCGGUGCAGGCUACAUAUUUGGACGCAGCGUCGUUGAAAAAUUUCUGCAUCUGAACGGAAUGUCCAAAAUCUACAGAGCGCAUCAGCUGUGUAACGAGGGAUUUCAGGUGUAUUUCGGUGGGCUAGUAACCACUGUUUGGUCGGCACCCAAUUACUGUUACCGCUGCGGAAACAAAGCUUCCAUCCUUGAAGUCUACGGAAACGGCGAGUAUUUCUUCAAUGUUUUUGAAGAAGCACCCGCUAACAAACUUCUCAACGUACCAGUUAUGACCAGUGGUAGCAUGCUAGCAGGCUUUUUCGAUGAACCUACUCCUGACAUGUUUUCUGAUGAGUACCAAGCUGCAUCCGCAAUGAACAGACAUGUGGAUUAUUUCCUAUAA
This is a messenger RNA of Lachancea mirantina, 1014 nucleotides long. Lineage: Eukaryota; Fungi; Ascomycota; Saccharomycetes; Saccharomycetales; Saccharomycetaceae. The record is from the annotation of a GenBank genome assembly.